Hydatigera taeniaeformis is the source of this 393-nucleotide messenger RNA. NCBI's taxonomy places the organism in Eukaryota, Metazoa, Platyhelminthes, Cestoda, Cyclophyllidea, Taeniidae. The record is from the annotation of a GenBank genome assembly.
AUGGGGGAAAAAGACAAACCUCUAAAUUUUCGCGAGACAUCCGCUCGUAAACGCGUACAUAUUGAAGCAAACGUCUUUUCCCCACGUCGCUUUGACGGGGUCGCCAAAAAUGCAGACGAAGGUGGCAUCGGUGUUGACUGCCCCACCCUUGAUGCUGAUGACUGCUGUGUUACUGUCUGUAUAACGCCUCUUGAUCCCUGUCUUCGAUGCAGUUUGCAUUCUACUUCUGGACUCCGUGUUGGCGGUGGAUGCAACACGAGGGACUCACUAGCCUCUGAAAUGGUUUCAGGAAAGCGGCCCGGAAUGGUAGUGGAUGUGGGAUGGGAUGACGUGACGACGACGUCACCUGUGGCCAAUUCACCCUUGUCAUUAUUUUCAGGAGUAGAGAACUAA